Messenger RNA from Hemibagrus wyckioides, 2812 nucleotides. It is a transcript of the gene slc5a6b, whose product is annotated as solute carrier family 5 member 6. The coding region runs from base 336 to 2201 and encodes 621 amino acids. Gene Ontology annotation, cellular component: membrane. Gene Ontology annotation, molecular function: sodium-dependent multivitamin transmembrane transporter activity. The record is from RefSeq and is a predicted model, not a curated record. The transcript is spliced from 16 exons. NCBI's taxonomy places the organism in Eukaryota, Metazoa, Chordata, Actinopteri, Siluriformes, Bagridae. Gene Ontology annotation, biological process: pantothenate transmembrane transport; biotin transport; sodium ion transport.
AUUCCCUCACUGAGCGUGAAUUAGUGUGUGCAGUCAGAAAUACACAUUCGUGAGUGAUAAAAAAUGUGGGAGAAAACAAAAGGGUGAGUGUUCAGUAACGGUGGCGCGAUCAGGUUGUAGGAAUGUAGUCUGGGCAGUAGCUCAGAGACAGAAAAACCCAUGUGUUUAGUAGAUACAAGUGAUUUGUCGACGAACUCGCCAUGACGCACAGUAUAAUGAUAAAUCCUACACAGGUAACUCUUAUUAAAGGAGCAGGUGCUCAUGUGUUCCUCAUGGAUGGCUGCUACAACACUGUCCUAUUCCCAGCCCCUAACUAAAGCCUUGAACUUAUCAGCAUGGACGGCCCUGGACAGAAGUACUUCACUCCCAUUGACUUUGUGUUAUUUGCUUUGCUCCUGGUGGCUUCCAUAGCCAUAGGGCUGUAUUAUGCCCUCACUGGAGGACGGCAGAAGACCACACAGGAGUUCCUGUUGGCGGACAGGAGCAUGAGGUGCCUGCCCCUUUCCCUCUCUCUCAUGGCCUCAUUCCAAUCCGCUGUUGCUAUAGUGGGGACGCCAGCAGAGAUCUACACCAAUGGCACACAGUACUGGUUCAUUGGUUGCGCAUAUAUUCUGGGGCUCCUGAUCCCAGCCCAUGUCUUCAUUCCAGUGUUCUACAGACUUAAUCUCACUAGUGCUUAUCAGUAUCUGGAGCUGCGUUUCUCGAAAGCAGUCAGAAUAUGUGGGACGGUGACCUUCAUUUUUCAGAUGGUUAUUUAUAUGGGUGUUGGUGUAUAUACUCCAGCUCUUGCACUGAAUGCAGUUACUGGUUUCCACUUGUGGGGAACAGUAUUAGCAACUGGACUAGUGUGCACAAUAUACACAGCACUGGGUGGUCUGAAAGCAGUCAUCUGGACAGACGUUUUUCAGACGGUGGUGAUGUUUGCAGGUCAGCUUGCUGUCAUCAUAGUGGGUGUACAGCAGGCUGGUGGUCUUUCUGAGGUUUGGAGGAAGGUUACAGAGGGAGGCCUGAUCUCUGGAAUUGACCUAAAUCCUGACCCGACUGUGAGACACACCUUCUGGACGUUGGGAUUUGGUGGUGUGUUUCUGAUGCUCUCUUUAUAUGGUGUGAACCAGGCACAAGUGCAGAGGUACCUUAGCUCUCGCACAGAGAAAGAAGCUAUAAUGUCAUGCUACAUGGUGUUUCCCUGCCUUCAGGUUGCUUUGGGUCUAAGCUGUCUGAUGGGACUUGUUAUGUUUGCAUGUUACAGUGAUAACAGUCCCUUAAUCAAACAGAAUGUCACAUCUAAAGAUCAGAUGGUCCUAUACUUUGUCAUGGACAUGCUGCAGGACAUUCCUGGACUGCCUGGACUGUUUGUUGCAUGCUUAUUCAGUGCAUCAUUAAGCACAAUAUCUUCAGCUUUCAACUCCUUGGCCACAGUAACAAUGGAGGAUUUCAUUAAGCCUCAUUAUCCUUCUAUGUCAGAGGCUAGAGCCACACUACUGUCCAAGAUACUCGCCUUUGCAUAUGGCCUUUUAUGCCUUGCUAUGGCAUAUGCUGUCCAUCUGAUGAACAGUUCUGUCUUGCAGGCAGCUCUCAGUAUCUUUGGGAUGGUAGGUGGUCCCCUGCUGGGACUCUUCUGUCUUGGGAUAUUUUUCCCUUGGGCCAAUAGCACUGGUGCUGUAACAGGACUGGUUGCUGGGCUCAUCAUGGCCUUCUGGGUUGGCAUUGGUGGAUUUGUGGCUCAGAUGUCAAAUGCUGCUAUUCAACUUCCACAUAAUGGCACUUAUCCAGUGCCAACAGAAAAUAUGACCUUGACUACAAUGAGUUCCAUAUUAACUCCAGCCACUGAUAAACUGAGUAAAUCUGCUGGGCUGCAGGGCUUCUAUUCCCUGUCCUAUAUGUGGUACAGCGCUCUCAACUCCACUGUGGUGGUUAUUAUUGGCCUUCUUGUCAGUCUCAUCACAGGUCCCAUGAAGAAAAGUGAUGUAACAGCUGGCACAGUUUAUCCUCUGCUGGAUAACAUAUGUUUUUUCCUGCGAAUCCUACUAAAACCCAAGCUUUGCUGUAGCUCACCUCCGGACCACAGGCAAAUUGCUGCACAUUGUGAACAAAUGAAUGGUGUUGCCAAGCCAGAGAAGAAUACUGGAACAGAAGAAGAGCAAGAGACUUUUUUGCCACUGAGCCAAAGAUCUUAUUUAGAAAAGGAAACCUCCGUGUGACACACGAUCAGAAACACAAUGCCGUUUUUAAUUAGAAAUGCACUGAACUUUGAUAAUGAAAUUAUAAAUGAAUGAUUCGUUAGUGGAGUAUGAGUGUUAUGAUAGUGAUGAUAUACACUCACUAAGCAUUUUAUUAGGAACGCCUAUAUGGCUGCUCAUUCAUGCAGUUAUUCAAUUAGGUGGCAGCAGCACAGUGCAUAAAAUCACAUAGGUACAGGCCAGCAUCUUGAGGAAAUGUUCACAUCAACCAUCAGAAUGGGGGAAAAGGUGUGAUCUCUGUGACUUGAACUAUUUUACGUUGUUGGUGCCCAUCUCCUGGGAUUUGCACAGAAUAAUGUAAUAAAAAUCCUGAGUGAGUGGCAGCUGCAUAAACAAGCAGAUAGACAGGUGUUCCUAUUAAAGUGGAUGAGAGUGUACUUUGUUUACAAAAUCUCUUUAGCAUUUGAACUGAGGCUAAGAGAGAAUGAAUUUUCUCUGUUUUUGGGCUGCAAAUAGUUUUUAAAAAGCUGCUUACAAACAGGAACCAAGUAUGUGGAAAUCUGAAAUAUUGAAAUUGUUGGUUGUACAAACCAGAUGGGAAGGAAAUCAAUAAAAAGAAUUGUUAGAACUGA